Messenger RNA from Capra hircus (goat), 2592 nucleotides. RefSeq names its product zinc finger protein 467 (gene ZNF467). Gene Ontology annotation, molecular function: DNA-binding transcription repressor activity, RNA polymerase II-specific; RNA polymerase II cis-regulatory region sequence-specific DNA binding. Gene Ontology annotation, cellular component: nucleus. The transcript is spliced from 5 exons. Lineage: Eukaryota; Metazoa; Chordata; Mammalia; Artiodactyla; Bovidae. The record is from RefSeq and is a predicted model, not a curated record. Gene Ontology annotation, biological process: central nervous system development; negative regulation of transcription by RNA polymerase II. Bases 445 to 2217 code for a protein of 590 amino acids.
UUCCCUUCCCUUCCCUUCCCUUCCCUUCCCUUCCCUUUCCCUCCCCACUCCUACAUUCCCACUUUCCGGCACCGACCGCGGGCCGUCGUUGGUCCAGACCUUCACCUGCCCGCCGGGACGCCGCUGGGCACCCCCUCCUCCCACAGGGCACCCGGUCCCUGACCCGCCUCCCCUCUCCCCUCAUCCCCCGCCCCCCGCCGCUCCCCUGCUCCCUCUCCCUCCGCGUCUUCUCCUCUCCCCCUCCCCGCGAAGUUUCGGGGCUGUCAGUCUGUCAAGUCUCUGGGGCCGUCCGCACCCGAGCUGCAGAGCCCGCGAGGGGGAGCAGGAGAACUGGGCGCCCGGGUCGGGGCCGCGUCGGGGCCGGUUCCCGCCUCACCCACAGCCGCCGCCCGCGCCGUGCAGGGUCGGUGGCCGGAUCCCCAGGAGGAGUCACCCUGGGUUGCCAUGAGAGAGACCUUGGAGGCCCUCAGCUCCCUGGGACUCUCUGUGGGACAGCCGGAGAUGACCCCUCAAAGUGAGCCUGGGGAACAGUCCCACAAUGCGCAGGAGCGGAUGUCUCCUCCCCGGGAAGACAGAGUGCUGGGUACAUGCUCAGGGCACGAAGCCCCCAGACCGGAGAAAGGUGCCCCCACGGAACAAGCUGAAGCUCCCUGCAGAGAAGGCCAGGUGUGUGCACCACAAAAGCCUGAGCCCACAGGCUCCUGCCCAGGGGACGAGUGGAUGAUUCGGAAGGUGAAGGUAGAGGAGGAGGAGGAUCGGGAGGCCCACGAGGAGGCGGAAUGGCCCGAGCAUCUGGCACUACGCCCCAGCCCGUUUCCCUCGUCUGACCUGGGGUCUCUGCCCGCCGCGUAUAAGCUGGAGCCAGGGGCCCCAGGAACACUGGGUGGGCUCGCGCUGACCGGCUGGGUCCCGACCGCCUCGGAGAAGCCCUAUGGCUGCGGAGAGUGCGAGCGCCGGUUCCGGGACCAGCUGACCCUGCGGCUACACCAGCGGCUGCACCGCGGCGAGGGCCCGUGCGCCUGCCCCGACUGCGGCCGCAGCUUCACGCAGCAAGCGCACCUGCUGCUGCACCAACGCAGCCACCGCGGCGAGCGGCCCUUCCCCUGCUCCGAGUGCGACAAGCGCUUCAGCAAGAAGGCACACCUGACCCGCCACCUGCGCACGCACACAGGCGAGCGGCCCUACCCGUGUGCCGAAUGCGGCAAGCGCUUCAGCCAGAAGAUCCACCUGGGCUCGCACCAGAAGACGCACACCGGCGAGCGGCCCUUCCCCUGCCCCGAGUGCGAGAAGCGCUUUCGCAAAAAGACGCACCUGAUCCGCCACCAGCGCAUCCACACGGGCGAGAGGCCCUACCAGUGCGCGCAGUGCGCCCGCAGUUUCACGCACAAGCAGCACUUGGUGCGGCACCAGAGGGUGCACGCGGCGGCCGGCCGCACCCCGCCCUCUCCCGACGCGCCGGCCUCGCCCACGUCCUCUACCCCGUCCCCCACCGCCUCCUCUCCCGGACCCAAGCCUUUCUCCUGCUCCCAAUGCGGCCUGAGCUUCGGCUGGAAGAAGAACCUCGCCACGCACCAGAGCCUGCACAGCGGCAAGGAGCGCCCUUUCGGGUGCGACGAGUGCGCGCUGGGCGCCCCUGUGGACCCCGCGGCCCCCGAGCCCUUGGCCUGCGCGCCCCGAGGCACUCCGGCGCUCCCGGGCAUUCCGGCCGGCGAGCGGUCCUUCCUCUGCCCCGAGUGCGGGCGCAGCUUCGCCCACGGGCAGCACCUGGCGCGACAUCGGCGGGUGCACACAGGCGAGCGGCCCUUCGCCUGCGCGCAGUGUGGUCGCUGCUUCGGCUCGCGGCCCAACCUGGUGGCCCACUCCAGAGCCCACAGCGGCGCCAGGCCUUUCGCCUGCGCGCAGUGCGGCCGCCGCUUCAGCCGCAAGUCGCACCUGGGUCGCCACCAGGCGGUGCACACGGGCAGUCGGCCCCACGCCUGCGCCGUGUGCGCCCGCAGCUUCAGUUCCAAGACCAAUCUGGUCCGCCACCAGGCGGUGCACACCGGCUCCCGCCCCUUCCCCUGCCCGCAGUGCGGCAAGAGCUUCAGCCGCAAGACACACCUGGUGCGACACCAGCGCAUCCAUGCAGGAGCCGCCCACCCGGCCUCCGGAUCUGACCUCUCGAGCCCAGCCUGGCCCACGCCCACCCACGUGACCUCACCCGCGCUCUUCUUCUGAGCUUCGUUCUAGACCGGACCCGGCCUUUCCCUUCUUUUGCUCCCUGGUUCCAGAGACCCAUGCCGGACAUCUCCUGGGCACCGUGGCCUAGAUUGCCCGUGGCCAUUUUCCUCUCUUCUCCAUCCUGGUGGGGAAAAGUCUGGAAAGGAUACCUGGCUUUGACCUACAGUGUCAGAGAAAGGGCUAAGAGUAAACCCUUGAUGGGAACAGUUUAGGCCUGAGUCCUUGGAAAUCUCCCACUAAGAGACCCCAUGGGAAAGAUGAUGUUUCCUGGACCACUCCCCACCAAGGACUGAGUCAGGAACCUCUACAGGGGCAGGGAAAGAAUGGUGAUCUGUGUACUGAAAGUUUCAUUAAAAUUACAAUCCGAAGGUU